GUUCACAGGGCCACCGUGAACGGUGGACUUCAAUUCCCACAGUGCCUGGCCGGAAUCCGUAAUUUUUGCCUUGGUAACUGUGAGGUGGUCGCCAUCUUGCGUACGGAGGUGCGGUUAUUGCCUCAGAGUUUGACGGCUGGACUUCUGGUUUCUCCCUCUGCUUUGUGGUGGUGUUUGAGUGUUUUUUCACUGUGACGGAGGUUUGUGUCUUGUAGGAGAAUUUCUUUUUUUUGGGCGAGUAAAGGUCCUGGCAGAGCCUGUACAAGAAGAUGCCUUAUGGUGAAAUUGAAGCCAACUUCUUGGGUACUAGAAAAGAACUAACAAAUGAACCAUGCUAUAAAAAAUUGAAGUCAGAUGCAAAAGCUUAUGUUUUCCCACAUCGGGGCAGUGCUGAUUUUCUUCAGGAGGACAAAACCCAAACUACAGAUUUGCAGAAACCUUUGCAUAAUGAGAUGCCUUGUAAUAGACUACAUGUUAUUGAAUCCAUUGGUUCACAAAUUUUACAGAAUGGAAAAUCUCCAUUAGUAUCAACAGAUGAUGACAUAUAUAGUACAAGUAAAGCAUUUAUAGGACCCAUUUACAAACCCCCAGAGAAAAAGAAAUGUAAUGAAAGAAGGAAUGAGACAGACACUCGCAAUGGUACAAAUGCCAAAAGAAGACAAGAAAAAAACCAGAAAUUUUAUACCAAGAAAUUAGAGAUUGACACUGAAUUGUCACAGUUUUACAAAGAAAUUGAGGAGCUUGAAAAUGAAAGAGACAAUUCAGAAGUUAGUUAUAAGGAAUCUGAACCAUCUCAAGAGCAACUUCUUCCAUAUUAUGAGGGCUAUAAUAAUGAUGUCUUAAAAUCUGAUGAAGCAACUGAAGAUCUUAAUAGUGCUCGUCAGUCACAUUAUGGUUACCAACAAUAUUUGGGCAAUGAGCCAGGCAAAUAUACCUAUGAUGGACAAGUGAUACCUACAUUUUGUGAUACUUCAUUUACUUCUUUCAGGCCUGAAUGGGAAGCAGUGCAUCCUUUCAUAGUACCCCAUGGUCCUCCUCUUCCCAGAUUUAACUAUCAUUUAAGUAUUCAAAGAUUCAGUGCUCCACCAAAUCCAUCACUGAAUAUUUUACAUGCUCAAGAUGACUAUCAAAUGCAAAAUGGGUAUGAUGUAAAUAGUCGUGUUAACUGGAAUUAUUUGACUUUUGAUCAGAAAAAUGAAUAUACUGACUAUACUGAAAAUAGCAGAAAUGUUCUUCCCCCUAGAGAUGUCUACAGUGUUCAAGAUGGACAUGGGAGUAACGGUUUAUGUGAAAUCAAAGAAAGAAGCUGGGAAGAGCCUCCUGUGGACAAGCAUAAUGGAAUGGACAGGUUUAUAAAUCAGCAGUUUGAAGAAGAAAAGUUAAAUAAAUUGCAGAAAUUACUUAUUCUAUUAAGAGGUCUGCCUGGUUCUGGAAAAACAACAUUGUCUAGAAUUCUGCUUGGUCAGAGUCGUGAUGGCAUUGUGUUCAGCACUGAUGACUAUUUUCACCAUCAAGAUGGGUACAGGUAUAAUGUUAAUCAGCUUGGUGAUGCCCAUGACUGGAACCAGAACAGAGCAAAACAAGCUAUUGAUCAGGGGAGGUCUCCAGUUAUAAUAGACAACACUAAUACACAAGCUUGGGAAAUGAAACCGUAUGUGGAAAUGGCCAUAGGAAAAGGAUACAGAGUAGAGUUUCAUGAACCUGAAACUUGGUGGAAAUUUGAUCCUGAAGAAUUAGAAAAGCGGAAUAAACAUGGUGUGUCUCGAAAGAAGAUUGCUCAAAUGUUGGAUCGUUAUGAAUAUCAAAUGUCCAUCUCUAUUGUAAUGAAUUCAGUGGAACCUACACAGAAAAGCACACAAAGACUCCCUCCUCCACAGGGAAGCCAGAGAGAAAAGGUUUUGAAGAAAAGUGGUCAUAGACUCAGCAAAACCAAACAGAAGAAAAACAGAAAACGAAACAAAAAGCAUAAGAUUCUUGGUGAAAUCAUGGUUGAAAACUCAUUUGAAGCCUUAAAUUAUCUUACCUCAGGAGAUCAAGACCCAGGUGAAGAAGAUUUUCAAGAGAUCAAAAGAGAAUCAAUUUGUCCCUUAAAUAGUGGCUUACAAAAUGAAGUAGGGGAUUUUGUGAAUGGCUAUGAAGAAAAUAGUUGGAAAAACAUAGAUCCUGAAGAUUGUUUUCCAAAUAUACCUACAGUUGAGUUGGACAGCCCAUCAAAGAAUUACUUCCGUAGGGAAGUUGAUGACUUGCUUCAAACUUUGUCGUCAAAUGUUACUUGUCCAACAGAGCCUCAAAAUCUUCCUUGUGUAACAAGGAAUGACUUCUCUGACAUGAAGGUAGAAAAGCAUAUUGGAAAUAGACAUAACUUGGCAUUAGAUACCCAGGACCUAUUUGCUGAAAUCCCAUGUUCAUUUAUGAAGAAGAGAGAGAUGAUAGACAAACUUCUCUCAAACGAACCAGUUCCAUACUAUCAAUGUAGAACUUCAGAUCUUUUAAUAGAGGAACAAGGAGUACACAAAAUUAAGAACAAUUGUUGGGCUUUUUUUACAGCCAAUUUAUCUGAUAAAGAAUUACAGCUAGGCCCUGACAGACAAUCCUGUUUUGGUAGCUGGCCUGAGGGAACUCAUAUGUUUGUAUGUGAACAAAGACCAAAGAAAGAUAGAUCACAGAAAUUGACCUGUCCUGACAGCAAGGAACAACUGAUUAAAUUGAUUUCUACUUCUGAAGGAGCAUCAGGACCAGGAAGUAAUCCAGAAAUAUUGGUAGAGGAAAAGCUACUGAUAGAAAAUGAAGAUUUGUCACCUUCAACUAAAACUACAGAUUCAUUCAUAGAAACAGAAACAAAUAUAUUCAGAAGCUCUUUACUUCAAAUAGAUAUCCUGAAGAAUGCCUCAGAACCAACAAAGAAUAAGAAAAAGAUACAGAAUAGGAUCUUCAAGUUGGCACCAAACUUGAAUUUACUGGAACAGAGUAAUAUAAAUGCAAAAGAAAGGGAGAAAUAUGGCCUAUUAAUAGAAAAGUAUGAACUGAACAAUAUUUUGGGAAAAGAAAAUGAUAAAAUUUCAGAAAUAAAUAACAAAAAGGAGAAGAAGCAAAAAGUCAUGGCCUUUAACCAUCAUCCAUUGUGGUUUUACCUUGGUAUAAUGAGAGAUUCCCUUCUAAAUAUUGGUGGACAGUUUUAUUCUCGUUACCUGCCACUUAACAGACCAGGAUGCACUGUAUGUUUAUACAAAUAUCCUGUUCCUUCUCUUGUACUACAUUAUAUAUCUAGCUUUUGGUUGAUACUUUUUACCAACAAAAAACCAUUUUUGACUUUCAAACCUCAGACAAGAUUAGGUAAUAAACUAAAUGAUGUAGAGUUUAUUUCUUCAGAAAUUUUAAGAGGCCAGCUUCAUACUUUGUGCUCUUUAAAGGUUACUUCUGAACUUUACUUUUUAAAUCAACAAUUUGGUGACAAGCUGAAGAGACAGGAAGAAUCUAAGCCAUUACAGUGCUUACUAACUAAGGAUAGACAAGAUUUAAUAAGCACUGAUUUUAAUUUCCUUGGGCUACCAUUAUCACAAGACUUUGCCUUUCAACUAGUAAAGGUAUUCGGAUCUCCUGGAAUUCCAAUGGAAUCCUUGUUGCCUGAUGACUGUGUGAUUCCCCUUGACUGGAAAACAAUGAAGCUGAUCUAUUUACAUUGGAGGAUGUCAAUAGAGAAAAGACAGAAGAUGACACUGGCUAAAACUGAGAAUUCCUUGAACUGCUCUCUUAUCGGAUCAUGUAUAUGGCUUGGGGAGAAGGCUGUUUUUAAUCAAGGCAGUGUUCUAGGUACUUGGGAAUCACCAGUGAACAAAACACAGAUCCUGCUCAUGUGGACCUUGUAUGCCAGAGACAAUUGCAGCAUGACUUUCCCAUGGCCAUGAUUUUCAGCACAGAUGAUUUUUUCGCCAGGGAAGAUGGUGCCUAUGAGUUCAAUCCUGACUUCUUGGAGGAAGCUCAUGAAUGGAACCAGAAAAGAGGUGAUGAAUUCAUUCCCAAAAUCCUGGGAAGCCCUGUUGUGCACACAGAUUUUAUCUGCUUCAGAAUGUGUAACUUUUAUGGAAACGAGCUUAAUCAAAAGUUCUACCACUCUUCCCCCAAGCAGAAUGCCAUAGCAUAACCUCUUUAGAUUCUACGGAAAAAAAUUACUGUAAUGGGUUCCAAAAUAGGUGGCAUUUUAAAAUUGUGUAAUGACACUUUGUAAUAAAAAUGACAAAAUAUGGAUGACGCUCACCCUUCUCUGACUAUUGCAUGUUGUUCACUGUUAUGUAAAUUGUGUUGCAGCAAGAAAAGCAAUGAGGAAUGGCAUAUCCCCCAUUAUUAUUGAUAAUACCAACCUCCACGCCUGGGAAAUGAAGCCCUAUGCUGUCAUGGUAGGAAGAAGUAUCAUUCUGAAUUUUCAGUUAUGGGCAUUUUGUGAGAAAGUUGAAACAUAUGUUCUUUUCUCUUUUUCUGGUCUUCCAUGACUUCAUAUUUAUUAACAGUGGUUCUUGAAAGGAGCAGGUAAAGCAGGUUUCUCUGCUGUGUAGUGGCUGAAAUUUGCUGAGAUGCUAAUCUCACCUCGGGGCACAAUUUUUAAAUUCUCCUUGGUGAACAGUCUUGGGUCUGAAUUCCUAACAGCUUUCCAGUCUUGAUUACUUUCCAUACAGAGGAGUUUCGCUGAAACUUGCAGGGAAAUAUUGGACUAAGUGAUACACGACCAUGACAGGUUAUAAUAGGACUGCUUUUGGGACUCGGGAUCACAGCACUGUGUACUAUUGUCAUCUGGGAGUUCCAGGGCAACAGAGUAUUUUGAUUUAAAAAUAAUUUUAGGAUUAUCACUGUAACCCUAUUAAGGCAGUAGCAUAAGAAUAUUUAUAUAACUCAGCUCGCCAAGGAAAUGGGACCCAGGACAGGUAAGACUUUAGGUGCCUUUUUUCAGGGGUCUUUUUUUCCCAGACAUAUUUUGUCUCAUGCUAAUAACUUUUCAUUCUCUAUUGGGUAAAGGAGAAAACACCCACCACCAUACAAAGUAGGACAGGAAGCAGACAGCUUCUACUUAUGUCACAAGGAAUCCCCUUGGUAACUGUAAAGCGUCCCUGGACUCACAGCAGUCUCUAUUUAGGCUUUUUACAUUUUGGGCAAGAAUAGCAUACCUACAGGUGUGCUUUUCUUUAACAAUACUUUUGUCAGUUUUACAGUACUUAGACCCAGACUGGGACUGGGAUGAAUGUAAGAAAGAAUAAGCAUCAACUUUGUGUUUAUUUCGGUUCAUGAUCAAGAGGUCAUGUGGGAGAGAAAUGAAAAGGACCAUGAAGAGUUAAAUGAAUUCACGCACAUCUCAAAACAAGACUUAGGGAUUGAGAGUGGCUUUGGGAAGGCAUAUUACUUUUCAUUCUCUGGAUAUAUACAGUUUUUUCAGCCACUUGCAGCUAUUAAGACUCAAAAAGAUGUUUUCAUGAUAUAGUAGUUGAAUCCUUCCAUAAUUAUCCAAAGAAUAAAGAGGAAAUAACAUUCUUAAAAGAUGUAUUAAUUGAUAAAUAGUAAGUUUUAGUACAUGUAUCCAAUGAGCAAUGAUCAAUUCAGGAUAUUAUGAUUAUUCAUCACCUCAAAUAUUUGUCAUUUCUUUGUGAUGAGAACAUUCAAAAUCCUCUAGUUAUUUUGAUAGUGGUUAUAAUUCUUUGAUACAAUGUGUACUAUAAUCAUCCUUCUGUGUAAUAAUACACCAGAACUUACUCAUCCUAUUUAUGAGAAAAUCUUUCUACUUAGCUCUUUUCAUUCUGUAUUUUUCAACACAGUAAACAACAGUAAUAACAAAAAGUUCAGUCUGAAAUAAAGCAGGAUUCAAUUUAUGGAUGCAAAGAACAUUUAGAUAUUUGUAUGGGGACUAUAAUUGUUUUCUAAACUCCAGGAAACGAGGUGCAGUGCUUUGAGUCAGACUUUUGAGUAGAAGCAGGUAGAACUACUUCUGGAGGGAUAAUUAUAUAAAACAUAGGGAAAUCACUUUUACUUCAUAAACUGUUUCUGUGGCACUCUCACUUCCAAAACCAAGGCUUGAGAACUAGAACAAGGCAUUUGACAGAAGUAAAUCUACGGUGAGCAUACAAAUGACUUUGAGAACUCAGUGAGUUUGUUGUUUGGGAUAUUUUAAAUAGUUCAGUAAUCUACUUUUAAAGACGUUCAACUUCUACAUGCUGGAUAAAACUGACCAAAACUUAACAUUGUGAAUUAUAAUCUGAGAGUGGCUAAGUAUGGGAAAGAACUGACUGCAUUAAGAUAAAUUAAGGCAUUGGAUUACCAGUAAAACAAAAGGAAUUUUAGGAAAGCUUUGUAAUAAAUGUUAAAUGGCAGCAUAAACAUACCCAAACAUACAUACUAUGUCUUCAAUGUUUUAUGUACUUUUGAAAAAUCAGGCACUUGAAAAUAACUAUGAAGUUAUAUUCCGAGAACCUGACACUCGCUGGAAAUUCAACGUUCAAGAGUUAGCAAG
Fukomys damarensis (Damara mole-rat) is the source of this 6490-nucleotide messenger RNA. It is a transcript of the gene N4bp2l2, whose product is annotated as NEDD4 binding protein 2 like 2. Gene Ontology annotation, biological process: negative regulation of transcription by RNA polymerase II. Gene Ontology annotation, cellular component: nucleus. Gene Ontology annotation, molecular function: transcription corepressor activity. NCBI's taxonomy places the organism in Eukaryota, Metazoa, Chordata, Mammalia, Rodentia, Bathyergidae. The record is from RefSeq and is a predicted model, not a curated record.